This is a messenger RNA of Trichomonas vaginalis G3, 1152 nucleotides long. RefSeq lists its product as uncharacterized. Lineage: Eukaryota; Parabasalia; Trichomonadida; Trichomonadidae. The record is from RefSeq and is a predicted model, not a curated record. The transcript has a single exon. Bases 1 to 1152 code for a protein of 383 amino acids.
AUGACUAAACAAAACGCAGAUGAAGUCCAUUACAUCGAAGGUGUUUCAUCGUUUAGUGAAUCAAAUGAUUAUAACUGCAUAUUUUUCCUUACAAAACAAACUUCGAAAGCAAAAAGAUUAGCUAUCUACUUAAAUGUUUACGAUUCGAAUAAUUCAGUUGAUCCAUAUGAUGAGUAUUUCGCUUUAGAGUCUGUUAUUGAUGUAAGUAUCGGAAAUACGAAAACUAGAAUCCAUAGAUCUUAUUCUUCUAUACCAUAUGGCCGAACAGAGUUAAUGACUACCACGGGAAAUAACAUUUCUCACGUAAUCGGACAGAUUUUUCUUACAGGAAGAUUCAGAAACACAACAAAAAUACAAAUUAUCGAAAUUCAUAACAGUAUUCGUUUUGAACGUCUUUCAUAUAUAAUUUCCAAAGCAUUUAGCUUUGAAUGUUCCAUAGUUUUAUUCCUUUUCGCUUUUUUAUUAGCAAAUAAUUACAGCCCAAUAGAGCCUACGCAAAUUCUUGCGUUACUACUCAUCGCAUCUACGACAAUACUACUCCUUUUGUUCAAUAAUUAUCACACAGCUUUCAUGCAUGCAGUAGAAUUAUUUUUCAAGGGAGAAACUCAGUCGCUAACAUAUUUGACAUUAUUUGCGAUAUCUACAACAUACAUUCCGAGCUCAAAAACGAUUCCAAGUUUGAUUAUUGGAGUUAUUUUUAUUAUAUCCGACGGAAUCUUUUUAUUGACAUCAGAUUCCUUAGUACUAGCCAGAUUGUUUGAUAGUAACUAUGCGAUCUGGAUGUUUUUCUUUGCUGCAUCUAUUGUUUUUAAGAUAACAAUGCUAACAAUGACGAUGCACCAUCUUAUUUUUGCCUAUUUCCAGGCGUCUACCUCUCAGAAAACCAAUAUAUUUAUUACUAUUGUAAUUCUUAUCAUUGUUGCCCUUCCAAAAAUGAUUUCCAUCGCGUAUGUCGCCAAUGAGAACUUGUCUGUUAGUUCAAUAUCAUUCCUCUCUGACUAUAUUAUACAGGCUGUCGGAGCAAUUUUGAUUAUCGGAAUUGUUUGGCCGACAAUUGAUUUUGACGCGAGCAGUGGAGCAACAAUUAAGAGAGCGAAGAGUCAGGAAGACCUUGUUGAGUUGUUUGGUUCUUCCCAAUUAUUAGAUUUAUAA